Molecule: messenger RNA, 2427 nt
Organism: Orbicella faveolata
Lineage: Eukaryota; Metazoa; Cnidaria; Anthozoa; Scleractinia; Merulinidae
Molecular function (GO): oligosaccharide binding
Source: RefSeq, a predicted model, not a curated record
CAUAAUAAAUUUGACUAGUUAACAGAUGACAAUGAGACAAAUAUGUUACAUGAGGUAUUAUCUUUCUCCAUUAUCGGAGUAAUGCCAACCUGAGUCUUAAAUCUGGUUCCCUGCUUUACCCGAGCGCGAAAAAUCUGUUUCAAAACUGAACUGAAUGGUUUACCCGUUCGUUUACAAUGACGUUUAUUCAGAAAAGGAAAACAACUCGGUACCUAACGGCAGCCGAACCCGGAUACCGCUUGGAAGUUCAGCCGGCUGGGCUUGUGGCGAGAAGCGAGGAUUCUUAUUUUUGCAAGGCUCGAUAAUUUGAAAGUGACAAAUGUAAAUAAGGAUGAGUGAAAUUGUGACUUGCCUGAAAGCGUAAAUGAAAAAAGCGGACGCAAGUCGAAUUUUCGCGAAAAAGCAAAUUUCUAAGCCGGCUAACGAAAGUCGAACCCACAACGUUUUUCAUACCGAUUUGACACUAGCCUCUGACAACACAAACUUAAGUCCUCAACUAUUGUAGUUUCUCGCGUGCCAGAUGCCAUGCUAACUGUAACGCUCGGUAACGCCAGAGUGUCUGUAAAUAAUUUAAGGUGGCAAUGUGACAUGGCGUAUUGACAGUUAAUAAGUGAAGAGACAUUUGUAAUAAUAUAACGCGACGUGAAAAAUCAACAAAAUCGCAGUUACAUCGACCAAGGCACUCAGGAAGGCACUGCCGUAAAGAACUAGUUCCAACUCAAGAUGAAGCUUCUUUUGUUUGUGGUUUUGCUGUCAUAUGUCCAUGCCGCCAAAGGAGCAAGAAACCCAUGUUCGUCAUACAAAGAGCUGAAUGAGGCUGACAGAGAAAGGCGAUUCACCCAAGAUCUUGGGAAAAGCGACGCGGAUGAUCUACGCGCGGGGAAGUGGUACCGUUUUACCGGAAGGGCAGGAUUUAAAUUGUCAAACAGGUUAAAAAGAACUGCCUGUAAACCUGGACCAGCGUGUGGGGCCAGUUAUCCUGGUUUUAUGAUUGGUGGUAAUCCGAAGAGAAUAGGAAAGAAUGCCAGAAGAAAGAAAGUGUGUUUCACUGAAGGCGAUAACUGCUGCGCAAAAUAUGUCUACGUCAAGGUUAAAAGGUGUGCGGGUAACUUCUUAGUGUAUCAGUUGCCCGCGCCGCCUUCUGGGAGUUACCGCUACUGUGGCCAAAAACAAAGAGGAAAGCCAACCCAAGCUCCACCCACCACUCCCGCUGUGAAAACCGGUGAAGACAAGCAGCACCCUGGCAACUCGUGCAAAGUUGUAAAAGACGAAAAUCCUCAAGGUGGUUCAGGGGUGUACUGGAUAAACCCAGCAGGAAAGACUUUCAGGGCUUACUGUGAUCAAGAGACUGACGGCGGAGGGUGGACACUGGUUUACAGUUAUACCUUCACAAACUAUCCGAAAUUUUUGGAUGGAAGUAACGCUGUCACACCACGCCCCUCAUGGCCGGCUAACGGGGACGUUCCCUUGUCAAAGAAAACUCCCUUACGUGAGACGCAGUUGGGUGCCAUGAACUUCGAUUUGUGGAAACAAAUUGGACAGGAAUUCAUGGUCAAGUCUAACAUCAAUCAUUGGAUCACAUGUAAGGAAGGAACUGGAAGCUUAGUGGACUGCAGAGCUGGGACCUUGGAUUGCCAAGUAGUCAAGAAUAUCGCCCCUACCUGCCACAAUGUUGCCCCUGACGAGAUACGCAUCCUAACUAAAGAAUCGUCGGAAGAUUUCGGACCUCAUCUCUACUAUUCAAAGAGUUCUACCUAUUUGAAGACCUACUACUACUGGGAGAGCUCGACCAAGUCCCCCAACUGGCCCACGCAUGACCCUUGUGGCCAAAACGGCCUGUCACAUGUCAAAGAUGUAAUGAAUCCCCGUGGCAACAUUUUCAUUCGUUAGGUAUUCCCCGUCGGAAUUGUGAGAAGGUGUUUUUGCAAUAAUGAAUAACUAAGUCGUAUAAUGUAGUAGGGGAUUACUUCUCAGGGAUGUUCGCAAAAAAUGGAAUGGUACUUAACUGUAAACAGAAGCUGCAUAUUAAAUAAACUAGAAUAACAAAACAACUACAGCCUUGGUUUUAACGAUUUCUUGUAUUUAUUUCGCGCUGUUCUAUAACCUCUGUGACAAUCAAAACUGCUCGUUCAUAUUAUCAGGGGUGCUAUACACACCCUUGAAAUCUCACUUUUGGAUUGUUACAACUGUUCUAGUCUGGAUCAGUUUACGGUAUAGCUCAGAACUGAAUAGGCAAAGUUUUAAUUAUCUGUCCGGCUUUUAACUGAUUGCUGAGAUCUCGGACCUAUUAAUGUACUGAUAGCCUAGAGAUGAGCUGAAAUUUUUACUAAUGAAUGGGAUGCAAGCAUUGAUAUCUAGGUCCUUUUGUCAAGAGAAACUCUUUCAUUUAUUCCUACCAAACACCUUGACAGUUGAGUAGCUAAAUUA